Megalops cyprinoides (Indo-Pacific tarpon) is the source of this 1898-nucleotide messenger RNA. RefSeq names its product protoporphyrinogen oxidase (gene ppox). Gene Ontology annotation, molecular function: protoporphyrinogen oxidase activity, oxygen as acceptor. Bases 101 to 1531 code for a protein of 476 amino acids. The transcript is spliced from 13 exons. Lineage: Eukaryota; Metazoa; Chordata; Actinopteri; Elopiformes; Megalopidae. The record is from RefSeq and is a predicted model, not a curated record. Gene Ontology annotation, cellular component: mitochondrial inner membrane. Gene Ontology annotation, biological process: heme biosynthetic process.
CGCAUACCGCAUAGAGGCAGUGCGAGCUACCAGCUAACAGCUAACAGUCAACGAACAGAAAGGUCAGCAGUGUGUGGAGCUCGGGGUGUCUCCUUGCUGAAUGCAGAAGACAGUGGCGGUGCUGGGGGGGGGUAUAGGGGGUCUGUCUGCCUGCUACCACCUCAGCAAAAGCCCCCAGGUGUCCAAGGUGCUGCUGCUGGAGGGGAGCGGCCGUUUCGGGGGCUGGCUGAGCUCCACCCGCCGGCAGGACGGGGCGGUGUUUGAGCACGGGCCCAGGGGAGUGCGGCCUGCAGGACCCGUGGGCUGGAACACACUCAACAUGGUGUCAGAGUUGGGUCUGAGCAGUGAGGUCCUGCCUGUUACAUAUGACCAUGUGGCCUCGAAGAAUCGCUUCCUGUACGUGAAGGGGCAGCUGCACAGAAUGCCUUCAGGUCUCGGGGGGGUGGUGUGCACGGUGCCCCCCUUCUCUCGCCCGCUGCUGCAGAGUGUGUUGAAGGAGCUGUGGGUGCCGAGGGGGAAGGAGGAGGACGAGACGGUGCACGCGUUCGUGGCCAGGAGGCUGGGCUCUGAGCUGGCAGAUAUCGCCAUAGACAGCCUGUGUCGCGGCGUGUUUGCGGGAGACUGCCGAGCCCUGAGCAUGCGCUCCUGCUUCCCCCCCCUCUUCCACGCUGAGAGGUCCAGGGGCUCCAUCAUCCUGGGUGUGAUGCUGGGAGCAGGCAGCCGCCCGGCUGUGACCCCGUCUGACCUGGCUCGGAGGUCGCGGAAGGAGUCGUGGGCGCAGUGGUCCCUGCGGGAGGGCAUGCAGACCCUGCCCGACGCCCUGGUGGACACACUGAAGCAGAGCGAACGCACCCAGAUCCACAAACACUCCCGUGUGACACAGCUGAGGUCAGAGGGCAGCGGCUGGGAGAUUAAACUGGAAGAUGGUGCCAUGAAAGCUGACCACAUAAUCUCAGCACUUCCUGCGCCAGCACUGGCCUCACUGCUGCCCCCUGCUGCCCAGCCACUGUCACUGCAGCUGCGCGGCAUCUCCAUGGUCACUGUCGCCGUGGUCAACCUGGAGUACGAGGGGUCCGUCCUGCCUGUGACGGGCUUUGGCCACUUGGUCCCCUCCUCUGAGGAUAAGGGGCUUCUGGGAGUGGUGUACGACUCAGUGCCUUUCCCCCAACACAACCGCACUGGAGCACCAACUACCAGGCUCACGGUGAUGAUGGGAGGGGCGUGGUUCCAGGAGGUGUUUGGGAAGCCGGGGGACGUGACGGAGCAGCGUCUGCUGGACAGAGCCACGCAGGCCGUGACCUCUCAUCUCCGGGUCACGGCACAGCCCGCGUGGAGCUGUGUGUCUCUGCUCAAGGACUGCAUUCCUCAGUAUCAAUUGGGACACUGGAAGCGGCUUGAGAAUAUCAGGCAGUACAUCAGCCGCCACAGCCUGCCGCUAACCCUGGCGGGGGCCUCCUACGAUGGAGUCUCAGUCAAUGAUGUCAUAUUCAGUGGACGGCAGGCAGCAGAGAGCCUUGUGGGACAGGUGUAGGGGGACUGUGGUGCCUCUCGGGUGAUCACGCCCCCCAGCAAAGCGCUUCCUCUGCUCAGAGUCACAGUCGGCUGCUGCUCAUGCCUGAUGCUUAAUGUAUGCAGCAUAUUCGUGUACCUACAUAUAAAUAUUCAUAUGCUGCCUGUAGUGGUGACUGGAAAAGGCAGUCUGCUGCUGGUGGCUGCAGGACUCCCCCAUGGAUGGUCUGGUGUUUAGGAGGCAGCUGUAAGGUGAAGCGCUUUGUCAUGCUGCAGAUGGAUGAGGGUGAAUCCGGUGCUGAAAGGUGAAGUUUACACUGCGUUCUGACCAAGGCGUUUGGCCUGUGCGAGGGGUCUGUCCCCCCGCCCUCUCUCCCUGCCCCCACCCC